Molecule: messenger RNA, 3320 nt
Organism: Acomys russatus (golden spiny mouse)
Lineage: Eukaryota; Metazoa; Chordata; Mammalia; Rodentia; Muridae
Gene: Tcf7l2
Product: transcription factor 7 like 2
Exons: 16
Coding region: 522-2528 (668 amino acids)
Biological process (GO): regulation of transcription by RNA polymerase II; canonical Wnt signaling pathway
Cellular component (GO): beta-catenin-TCF complex; catenin-TCF7L2 complex
Molecular function (GO): RNA polymerase II cis-regulatory region sequence-specific DNA binding; DNA-binding transcription factor activity, RNA polymerase II-specific
Source: RefSeq, a predicted model, not a curated record
UAAGGCGAGUGUGUUCCUCUCGCCCUGUCAAUAAUCUCCGCUCCCAGACUACUCCGUUCCUCUGGAUUUCGAUCCCCCUUUUUCUAUCUGUCAAUCAGCGCCGCCUUUGAACUGAAAAGCUCAGUCUAACUUCAACUCACUCAAAUCCGAGCGGCACGAGCUCCUUCGGUGUCUUCGGCUUCCCCCCCCCCUUUGCUCUUAUAUCUGACUUGUUGUUGUUGUUUUUUUUUAACCCCCCUUUUUUAUUUAUUAUUUUUUUGCACAUUGAUCGGAUCCUUGGGAACGAGAGAAAAAAGAAACCCAAACUCACGCGUGCAGAUCUCCCCCCUUCCCCUCCCCUCCUCCCUCUUUUCCCCUCCCCAGGAGAGAAAGACCCCAAAGCAGGAAAAAAAAAGUUAACCUUGGACUCGUCUUUUUCUUGCAAUAUUUUUGGGGGGCUCGCAAAACUUUUUUUUUUCUUUUUUGCUUCUCUUCCUCCUUCAUUUUUCUUCCAAAAUUGCUGCUGGUGGGUGAAAAAAAAAAUGCCGCAGCUGAACGGCGGUGGAGGAGAUGACUUAGGCGCUAACGACGAACUGAUCUCCUUCAAAGACGAGGGCGAGCAGGAGGAGAAGAACUCGGAAAACUCCUCGGCGGAGAGGGAUUUAGCCGAUGUCAAGUCGUCGCUGGUCAAUGAAUCAGAGACGAAUCAAAACAGCUCCUCCGAUUCCGAGGCGGAAAGACGGCCUCCGCCUCGCUCCGAAAGUUUCCGAGAUAAAUCCCGGGAAAGUUUGGAAGAAGCGGCCAAGAGGCAAGAUGGAGGGCUCUUUAAGGGGCCACCGUAUCCCGGCUACCCCUUCAUCAUGAUCCCCGACCUGACGAGCCCCUACCUCCCCAACGGAUCGCUCUCGCCCACCGCCCGAACCCUCCAUUUUCAAUCCGGCAGCACUCAUUACUCUGCGUACAAAACGAUUGAACACCAGAUUGCAAUUCAGUAUCUUCAGAUGAAAUGGCCACUACUCGAUGUCCAAGCAGGAAGCCUCCAGAGCAGACAAGCCCUCAAGGACGCCCGCUCGCCAUCGCCAGCACACAUUGUUAGCCCCCUCCCUUGCUGCACUCAGGGCCAUGCCUGUCCGCACUUCUACUCCCCCCCAGACUUCACUGUCAGCCCGCAAGUCUCCAGGGAUGCGAAAAGCAGCCACUCCUUACAAAAGGUUGGGGAGCCCUGGUGUCUGGAGUCGAACAAAGUGCCGGUGGUGCAGCACCCCCACCAUGUCCACCCACUUACGCCUCUCAUCACCUACAGCAAUGAACACUUCACCCCGGGAAAUCCACCUCCGCACUUACCAGCCGAUGUAGACCCUAAAACAGGAAUCCCACGGCCUCCACACCCUCCAGAUAUCUCUCCAUAUUACCCGCUGUCUCCCGGCACCGUAGGACAAAUCCCCCAUCCGCUAGGAUGGUUAGUACCACAGCAAGGUCAGCCUGUGUACCCAAUCACAACAGGAGGAUUCAGACACCCCUACCCCACAGCACUGACAGUCAACGCUUCUAUGUCUAGGUUCCCUCCCCAUAUGGUCCCUCCCCAUCACACUCUGCACACGACCGGCAUCCCCCAUCCUGCCAUUGUCACACCAACAGUCAAGCAGGAGUCCUCACAGAGUGACGUCGGCUCCCUCCAUAGCUCAAAGCAUCAGGACUCCAAAAAGGAAGAAGAAAAGAAAAAGCCCCACAUAAAGAAACCCCUUAAUGCAUUCAUGUUGUAUAUGAAGGAGAUGAGAGCGAAGGUGGUAGCCGAGUGCACAUUGAAAGAAAGUGCAGCCAUCAACCAGAUCCUCGGGCGCAGGUGGCACGCCCUGUCCAGGGAGGAACAGGCGAAGUACUACGAGCUGGCCCGGAAAGAGCGACAGCUUCACAUGCAGCUGUACCCCGGCUGGUCUGCACGGGAUAACUAUGGAAAGAAGAAGAAGAGGAAAAGGGACAAGCAGCCGGGUGAGACCAAUGAACACAGCGAAUGUUUCCUAAACCCUUGCCUUUCGCUUCCUCCGAUCACAGACCUGAGCGCUCCUAAGAAAUGCCGAGCGCGCUUUGGCCUUGAUCAACAGAAUAACUGGUGCGGCCCCUGCAGGAGAAAAAAAAAGUGCGUUCGCUACAUACAAGGUGAAGGCAGCUGCCUCAGCCCACCCUCUUCAGAUGGAAGCUUACUAGACUCGCCUCCCCCCUCCCCGCAUCUGCUAGGCUCCCCUCCCCAAGAUGCCAAGUCACAGACUGAGCAGACACAACCUCUCUCGCUGUCCCUGAAGCCUGACCCUCUGGCCCACUUGUCCAUAAUGCCACCGCCACCUGCACUCCUGCUGGCCGAAGCUGCCCACAGCAAGGCCUCUGCCCUCUGUCCCAACGGGGCCCUGGACCUGCCACCUGCCGCUCUGCAGCCACCCAUGGUCCCUUCCUCAUCUCUGGCACAGCCGUCAACAUCUUCCUUGCAUUCCCACAACUCGCUGGCUGGGACCCAGCCCCAGCCUCUGUCUCUGGUGACCAAGUCUUUAGAAUAGCUUCGCCUUGUCCACCGUCCUCUGCCUGAUUGAAGUGUUUCCUUCCGGUUCUUGGUUUGCCCUUCCCCCACUUGGAAAGCUUUUGUUUUGUGCUCUUAAUUUUGUGCCACUGUGGCUACAUGAGUUGAUGUUUAUCGAGUUCAUUGGUCAAUAUUUGACCCAUUCUUAUUUCAAUUUCUCCUUUUAAAUAUGUAGAUGAGAGAAACCUCAUGAUUCUACCAAAAUUUUUAUCAACAGCUGUUUAAAGUCUUUGUAGCGUUUAAAAUAUAUAUAUAUAUACAUAACUGUUAUGUAGUUCGGAUAGCUUAGUUUUAAAAGACUGAUUUAAAAACAAAAAGAAAAAAAGAGAGAGAAGCAAUUUUGAAGCACCCUCCAGAAGGACUUGGUUCUGUAUUAUUUGUAUUAAAUACGAGCUUGCGAACCAAUCACUUUACACCUUGGUUUUUAAACCACAAGGGCACAGUGAAUGCAGUGCCGUUUCUUUCUUUCUUUUUUUUUUUUUUUUUUUUUUUUUUUUUUUUUUUUUUUUUUUGUGAAACAACUUUUAUUGUGAUGUUACUUGUUAUUGUUUAAAUGUACAGAAACAAAGGGUAAAAAUGUGUUAAUAUACCUUGUUCCAUGGUGUUGUUCUUUUGGGGGGAGGGGGACGCUACUCAACAAUGAAUGGAAUCAGCGCUGUUGGACCAGUAGUAUUUAUUGCUUUAGAGGUUGCUUGUCGUGCCUGUACGUCCGUUCCUUUUUAAAUAUGUUUUCCUUUUUUUUUUUUUUUUUUUGGAAGUGUAUAAAGUUACC